UCGGCACAGAUUUCAAAAUAUGAGCUGAAGCUUUCUGUGCAAAUUGGAUUUUGAAUGGCCAAUAUUCCCCUCGCAAUAGUUCUGUGUUUCUUUUGGAAAUCGUGUGGAUGGUGAAGAAGGGACGAUUAAUAGGACGAUACGAACGCAACAAAAGCAAAGGUGCGAUAUUACCGAAGAGAGCUACAACCAGCUUCGCUGUCGUUCAAAACCCAUUUCUACUCCAUCGGGAUGAAUCCUAAUGCUUCAUCACUUUUGCUUUUCAUCCUUGUUGCCAUCUCCUUUGAAUUUUCGGAUCUGCGAGCCAUCAACAUAGCGAUUUAUUCUGAGAGAACACUCAAUGAAACUUUUGAUAGCAAGGAGGAUUUAGAUUUAAAUAAUAGAAAUGACGGUUUUAGGAGAAAAAGAGCAAUAGUUAAAAGGCAGAUUAGAGAGCAUAUUAUGCGUUGCUGCCAUUCGGAAUCGUGUCCAACCGGCCCUUCAUUCAACAGAUUUCUUAGGAGGAGGCUUCCCGGCGGGAUGCAACACACAGCCGUUGCUAGAUUUGUUUCGGACGGGUUGAGUAUUUCUUGCAUGGGUUGUCCCGACGGGUGGCAGAAUGAUUUGAUGCUUGGGGACGGCGUUGGAAACAUCCCUGUUGUGUGUCCAGGGUGCGAACCUGGCUGGAGGGAUUUGCUGCCCAGCGAGUUCAAGACCACGGAAUUUUCAGAGUUAAGCACUACUAAAAGUAAGAAGGCAAGAACAAAUAUGUGGGACAAUGCUGUGGACACUACUGACGAGUACGGAAACAAGGUUGAAGUUGUGACUGAAGUAAUCAACGAGUAUGAAGAUCAGACGACUUCAGAGGAAACUUCUACUUCGGAAGAGUCUACCACCGAAGAAAGCACUACUUCUGAAGAAGUAACAACAGAGGCAGAGAGCACCACCAAAAGUGUGCCUUCGCCACCAAAUUCACGUCCCAAGAACACUCCAAAAAUUCCAACCACUUUAAAUAAAUUACCUCCUGCGACCACUACCAAAAAUCCAGCCACUUUAAAGGUUUCGUCUUCACCUCCUGUGACCACUACAAAAACGCCAACCACUUUAAAAACUACACUUUCUACGACCACUAUGAAAAUUGCAACCACCGUGAAAGCUUUAGCAACUACUUCGUCUUCAAAACCUGGCCUUGCCUUACCACCAGGGUUUACCAUGCCCGCUGGCAUGCAAUUGCCACCUGGAAUGAAAUUGCCUGACAAUCUUGGUGGACUCGCUUCUAUGAUGGGGACCACUGUGAAAGGUUCAAAGCCUGGUCUUGCCUUGCCGCCAGGGUUCACCAUGCCAGCAGGAAUGCAAUUACCACCUGGCAUGAAUUUGCCCGACAAUCUAGGUGGACUAGCUGCUAUGCUAGGUUGA
Messenger RNA from Neocloeon triangulifer, 1392 nucleotides. Its product is annotated as mucin-2-like. The coding region runs from base 229 to 1392 and encodes 387 amino acids. The transcript is spliced from 3 exons. The record is from RefSeq and is a predicted model, not a curated record. NCBI's taxonomy places the organism in Eukaryota, Metazoa, Arthropoda, Insecta, Ephemeroptera, Baetidae.